AUGCGAGCGUACUCACUCAUUUUCUGUAUGCUUUUUCGUGGCUUUUUUAUGUAAAUACAACGUCGACAACAAAAUAUUUAAUUUAAACUGUCUGGAAUAACUCGUCUGAAGAAGAAGGUGAAGAAGAAGAAGAACAAGAAUAAAACGAAGACGAAUAUUUUAAUGUCGUUUUGAAACAUGAAUCAGUUUUUGUUUGGUUGCUUUUUAGUGCUCCAUAUUAGUUUAAACAUAGUCUGUUAUCCUGCGGCUCAGAAGCUAACUAUUAUGGACCAGAUCUACGAAGAAAUUGAAAGCUACGUGAAAAGUAAACGAGACAGCAUUGUUCGAAGUGAAGACGUAAUAAAAAACCCAGACCCAACACAACUCUCUGACCAACACAAUGAAAACAUCACUUCAGAUAACGCAGCCAAAAUUGUGAACAGAACUAAAAACAUUGAAAAUGUUACAGCAGAUGAGAAAACGAACGAGCUUGAUCAUUUUUUAUCCAGUGGUCAAAGUAACAGUACAAAUUCGACUUUUUCCCAAGACGAGGAUACAAAUGCUAGUAUUAACGAUUUAAAUGAGGAGCUACAUCAAAACGAUGCUGAAUCUAACGAGUUGAAAUUUAACUCGACGUCGAGUGGUGCGAGUAAUAUCACGUAUAACAAUGACCAUGAUUUAGCCGACUACAACGUGGAUGACGGCAGUUCGUAUAUUGAUGAUAAAAACGAUGCAUACAAAGACGAAGGUAGCGGUUUAUAUUCAGAAAACGUCGCAGACAUUUCGAACACAUCAGACGUCAAUUAUACGGUUGCUAAUAAUAGGAUGAAUAUUUCUACCAUACGCCGUAACAAAUUACUGGAUUCUUCUAAUCUUACAAAAACGAAAAUAACGACGAAUUAUUUACAUGAUAACGCCAACACGGCGGAUAAUGUACGUCAAAAUACAACAAUGAACGCCGGUUUAUCGCGAGAAAUGGAAGAUAGUCCAUUAACCGACGAUGAAGAAGAUUCCGCAGAUGACUUAAAUAAAAGUUUUAACGGCGAAACAAUCAAUAUCAAACAAAAUUAUGACGAUGUCGUUGAAAAUGCCGACACAAGAAACCAACAAACUCCUGUCAAGGAAGAUAAAUACCCCAAUAUUCGAAGUAAGAAUCGAGGUAUUAAUAACUACACCACUUCGAAUUACCCGUCGUAUGAAGAUUCCAGUAACGGCAAAGAGCAAGUUUCCUUCCGUGCCGUCAACAUGACGGUUAAGGAAAGCCCAAUUGGUACGCAAAGUCAUUAUUUACUGAACACCAAAAACAAAGAUAACAUUGAAACCAAACAAAACGAUGACGACACCGACACCAAUAACGGCAUAAUAAGUCACCGACAAAGUACCUUGGAAGAACGCAACGUCACAAAUGCGACACCGAAUGUGAUUACGACGGAUAAUAGUGACGCUAAAAAUCACCACCGGAAAAGCUCGGCGUCAUCGGGUGGACACAACAACGUAAAGGAGGAAGACAACGACAUUCAAUUAAAUCUGUUUAAACCGAUGAGUAAAGAAAACGAUGCCGUUAUGAGCCUUGUCAAUGUUUCUGACAGUUUAGCUUCGAAUUCGACAAAGGAAUGGGAAAAUGACGACCCGUCAGACGACUAUUCUAGUAGCGAUAACGCGACGCUUGACAGUGAUUCGCCAGCUCCCGUCUACACGCCAUGGGGAUUGAGUCGAGAGUCCAGUAAACCAGAAGCUAAUAUUACUGUCAGAAAUGCCACCGAUGAAUUUAGUGAUAAAUUAUCACCAGAAAAAUACCACCAAGACAGCUCUAAAAUUUCUAACGUACAAGCAAAUCAAACUGGUAGCUUCAGUAGGACUUUGGAUGAAGAAGGAAAUGACAAAAACGUUUUUCUUCCCAACUCCGAGAGUAUUCCAGUCAAUAACAGUGUCAAUGCUCAUGAUUCAGACGAUCAAGAACCUUUAACGAUUAGGAAAGAAUCAGAUAGCGCUGUCAAUGUACUAAAAGCAAUCGUUGGAGAUCUCGGUGAGAAUGAUCAAGAUCUUAACGUAUUACUUUCAGACAAGGAUGGAGUUCCGGGAAAACAAAGAGUUGACGGUUACCCGAGAAAAACACCGGUUGGUGAGAGCAAACUUUCAAAUGUCACAGUUAAAAUGCCCUCCUUUCGCAAAUUUGGUAGGUUGAAGAAAAAUGCAUCAAUUUUUUUAACUGACACAACACAUAAAAGUGAGGAUGAUGGAGAAGUUCGAACGAAACGAAAUAACUAUUAUGAUCAUAAUCAUAAUAUGAUGGGGAUGCAUAACCACCCAUAUCAUUCUGGUGGAGAUUUCAUGCAUGGUGGAGGCCAUGAUGAAUUUCAUUCCAUUGAUGAACAUGGCGGACGAAUGGAUUUAGGAAGUGUUGAGAUGGUUCAACAGCCUCAAGUAAACGUACACGAAAGUCCUCACUUUGAUAUACACGAGCAGCCUCAUUUCCAUCACAUUGAGCCUCAUAAUGAAUAUAAACAAAUACACAACGAGCCUCACUAUUACCACCAAGACGUUCGACAUGAACCUCAUUACCAUAGCAACUAUUAUCACGACGACCCGCACUACGAACAAAAUGACUAUCAUUACCAUGACAACCAUCACGAACAUUACCACCAUCAGCCGCAUUAUUUGCAUAAUGAGGUACAUAUACAUCAUGAUCACGAAAAUUUCCAUGACGAACCUGAAGAAUAUCACAGUGGAGAUUCUGAAAAUUAUCACAACAGACGUUUCCAUCACGUCAAAGUGAAAUUGCAUGGCCCAGGUAAAUCUCCAGAUGAAUGGGCGGAUCAAGAACAACAAGAGAACUCGGACAUGCCACAGGGAGAACAUGAUGAACUUAAUAAUUAUGACACAGGUGCAGGCUUUUUCCAGCUUGAUGAAAACGGAGGAGAUGUAGAAAUCACUUCGUUGCAUAAAACAGGCACAAAGGUACACAUGGGAGGAGGGCAGUUUAGUAUUAUACGUGAUCCAUGGCGAUAUCAUUCAGCAUUUGCUGGCAUGUUUCAUCCACAUGAAAGCGUAGGUAGGAGAGUGGGCUCCAACGGUGGAGAGGGUAUUCAGCAAUUUCAUCAACAUUUCACAUACAUUAACAAUAACAGAAAUGAGAAUCACAAAGUUCAAAAUUUGGUACAUCAUGAACACGAACCGGAGCACGAACACCACGAACAUCAUUAUCAAGAACACCAUGACGACCAUCAUCAACAUCACGACCACGAACAUCACGGUGAAGGUGACGGCGACGACGACAAUCACCACGACGACGACCACCAUCGUCAUCAUCAUGAGGAGGACGAAGAUCAUCAUCAUUAUGAGGAACACAAACUUGAUCAUCAUCACCUUAACGAGCAUCCCCGCGAAGAUGAUGGUUACCAACGUGAUAUCAAGCUUUAUCCCGGCAGCGACUUACAUGCGACGGAUCAGGAAACUGGAACGCCAAGCCGCGACAACAUGCGUGAAGAUCGAACACCUAACACGGGUGAGAAGAGAACGACACAAGAGUCGCGCGAUGUAGCCCAAAUUACGCCUAGAGAUGCUGAUGUGUCAUCUGGUGAUGAUAACGCGGUAAAGCGUGACUACAUGGGUUUCAGCACUAACUUAGGAAAUUUGACACUAAACGAUGUAAUUGACGCGGAGGGACCUAAAAAUGCGUACUUCAAAGGAGUGCAACAUGAAAACGAGGUGGAUUCAAGUGGCGAGACUAGCAUAGAGGAUGCAGAGGGACGUGGAAUAAAAGAUAAAGUCAAUUUUGAUGGAAAAUCUGACACAAAAAAUCCGAAUAUACUUAACAUACAACAGUUUCACGUGAAGGGACCAUCAAACCCUGAGCCCUGGGUGUCAAGGGAGUUUGUUGAAUUUAUUUCUCCCAUGGUCGUUAAAAGAACGAUGCUAAAAACACAGAACACAAACGAGUUUACAAAUAAAAAAACUAAACAGAGACGCGACAUGAUUAGAAAAGUAUUUUUUAGUAAUAGAAUAACUUAAUAUUUUGAAACGCAAAAUAACCUUUUUAUAAAACACGCAAUGUUUCAACCUCGUUCCCAGGGAAUUUUGCCUUGUUGAUGAAGUUGAUCCACUUUGUAAUAACGGCACAGGGGUCACAAGAUUCUGGGGACGAGGUUGGCAAUAUUCUUUAGUAUGACAAUACUAGUUUUGUUUUUUCGUAACCUCUAUCCCAGGGCUUGUUAGCUCUUUAUAUUUUGACUCCGUCCUAAUAAUAAAAGAGCAAACAAGCCCUGUAACAAGGUUGGUUGUUUGGUCACGGCGCAACCUCGAUCCCAGGGCCUGUGGCGUUUAUGAGGAUGGUAGAAACACUUUCGUAUUAAUCCACCCUUUUCUGUGUACAUGCAUUCAAGUUUAUUUACACCCUUUUUGUAUAAUACUUGCAUAUUACAUUAGUUUUCAAUAUAAAAUGGUUGUUAAAAUAAGACAUUUCUUUUUUUUUUUGCGAUGCGUGUUUAGGAUUUCGCUUGAAAACGAGGACUGCAAUCGAUCCGCUGGACAUGCUUAACGAUUUUCGUUAUAACAGCAACGAGUCUAUAAAAAACGGUAAAUCUUCUCAAAGAAAGAGAUCUGCUCCAGUAAGUAGUACGCAGAUCUUCAGACCCCUAGGUGUCUUUCAUGAACCCCCGCAACCACUUUGGUACAACCUUAAGAUCCCUGGGAACGAGGUUGACAUUGAUACUGGUGGUUUGAUCACUAAAGUGUCUGUCCUGUAUAAAUAUAUAUAUGUAGAAAAUGAAUGAUUUUUUAAAGAGAAGUAAUCAUCACCCUAGAA
This is a messenger RNA of Hydractinia symbiolongicarpus, 4783 nucleotides long. Its product is annotated as LIM domain-containing protein A-like. The transcript is spliced from 4 exons. The record is from RefSeq and is a predicted model, not a curated record. Lineage: Eukaryota; Metazoa; Cnidaria; Hydrozoa; Anthoathecata; Hydractiniidae. The coding region runs from base 178 to 3990 and encodes 1270 amino acids.